Molecule: messenger RNA, 2424 nt
Organism: Hemisphaericaspora subhashii
Lineage: Eukaryota; Fungi; Ascomycota; Pichiomycetes; Serinales; Debaryomycetaceae
Product: metalloendopeptidase
Exons: 1
Coding region: 1-2424 (807 amino acids)
Biological process (GO): peptide metabolic process
Cellular component (GO): mitochondrion
Molecular function (GO): metalloendopeptidase activity
Source: RefSeq, a predicted model, not a curated record
AUGAAACCAACGAAGCCUAUACUGCGAUAUAGUAGAGCAACCAUACAAGGGACCAACAACCUCUUAUUCCAAACUCACAAGAUUCUCCUUCUUCGUCGAGAAUUCCAUCAUCGACAACCAAUUCGAAAACCAGUAAGAACUCCAUCUCCAAUAAAUGCAAAUUUACCACCAGCAUAUCUUCAUUUACGAAAAGUGUUUGAUGAUCAGAAAUACUUUAAUAAUUUCAAUAAACCAUCUACAACUGAAUCAAUAUUUGAUAGUUCCCCACGAACAGGAUUAUUUAAGAAUGAAUAUUUAUCAUCACCCAAUGGGUUAGUAGAAUUUUCGAAAACAUCUUUAGUAAAAGCUAAAGCUCUUGUUCAAGAAAUGUUACGAGAAGUUAGAACCAAUCAUGGAAAAUUAAUCUAUAUCAAAAAGAUGGAUCAAUUAUCUGAUAUCAUAUGUCGUGUGAUUGAUGUUGCUGAAUUUAUCAGAGUAGUUCAUCCAAGUAGUAAAUGGGUCAAUGCGGCUCAAGAAACCCAUGAAAUAAUGUAUGAGUUUAUGAAUCAAUUGAAUAUCAAUGUUGACUUAUAUGCUUAUUUACGAGAUAUACUAAAUGAUAAAUAUAUUCGUAACGAAUUGACAGAAGAAGAAAUUAAAGUUGGUGAAUAUUUAAAACAGGAUUUUGAAAGAUCUGGUAUCCAUAUGGAUCCUGAAACUAGAAAUAAUUUCGUGGCUAUUACUCAAGAGAUUUCCUUAUUGGGUUCUCAAUUUAACAAUGAAAUUAGUUCAUUGGAAUCAUAUUGGUGUGAAAUUACUGAAGAUGAGUUUAACCAGAUUGAAGAUCCUAUGUUAAAGCAAGAGAUUCAAAGAUAUCAAUAUAGACAUAUGCACAGAAAGCCCGGAGUGGUUGUUAUCCCAUUAGCUGAGCAUCUUCCAUUCUCACUUUUAAAUUCAUGUUCUAUAGAAUCCAUAAGAAAGAAACUUUGGGUGGCAUUACAUAGUUCACCAAAAGAUCAAAUACUCAGAUUGAAUAGAUUUGUGGAAUAUCGAGCAUUAUUGUCAAGAAUGUUAGGAUAUAAAUCAUUUGCCCAUUAUCAAUUAGAACACAAGAUGGCAAAGAAUCCCGAGAACGUGGUUACAUUUCUUUCAAAUUUACAAAAGUCAUUAAAGAGUACAGGAGUUCUUGAAGAGUUACUGCAACUUUAUAAAUAUAGAGAUCAACUGAAAGAUGAAUCAUCCUCAAUAUCAUCUCCUGAAAAUAUCAUUAAUGAAAUCAAACCAUGGGAUAGAGAUUAUUUAUUGAACAAAUUGCAACAGAAGCAACAUGCCGAACCACCAAGUGAAAACAUUUCCGAGUAUUUCUCAGUAGGAACUAUUAUCGCAGGUUUAAGUAAAUUAUUUGAAAGCUUGUACGGUGUUUCAUUAGUACCUCAAGCAACAUUAUCAGGAGAAACUUGGGAUCAACAACAAGUUCGUAAAUUACAAGUCAUUGAAAAUUCUACAAAUAAAACAUUAGGAUAUCUUUAUUUAGAUUUCUGGUCAGAUAAAGUAUUACCAUCCCAUUUCACGAUUUGUUGUUCCAGGAAAUUAAAUACUGAUAUUGAAACUGAAUCAAUUGAAUCAAUGGAAAAACUAGUUCAAUUAGAUGAAGAUUAUCAAUUGCCUAUAAUUUCAUUGAUUUGUAAUUUCUCCAAUAGAAAGAAUAGUAUAAUCGGUAGAUUUGCCGGAGUUGAUAACUGUAAACCAACCUUACUUUCACUUGAUCAAGUAGAUACUAUUUUCCAUGAAAUGGGACAUGCUAUGCAUUCGAUGUUAGGUAGAACUCAAUUACAUAAUUUAUCAGGAACCAGAUGUGCCACUGAUUUUGUUGAAUUACCUUCAGUAUUAAUGGAAUAUUUCAGUAAAGACCCAAGGGUUAUUUGUCAAAUCGGUCGUCAUUAUGAAUCAAAUUCAUUAUUACCUAAAGAAUUAUUAUCCCAAAGUCAUAAACAAAGAAUCAUGCUUAAUAAUUGUGAAAAUUUCAUGCAAUCUAAAAUGGCUAUGUUAGAUCAAGUAUUACAUAAUGAAGAUACCGUAAAGAAUUUGCCAAAAGGGUUAGACACCUUUGAUUCUACUAAGAUCUAUCAUGAACUCGAAAACAAACUUGAAGUAUUUGCCGAUGAAUAUUCAACCUGGCACGGGAAAUUCCCACAUUUAUUUUCAUAUGGUGCCGUAUAUUAUUCAUAUCUUUUAGAUCGUGCAAUUGCUGAAAAGAUUUGGCAAGGAUUAUUUUCUGAAGAUCCUUGGAGUAAAGAAGCAGGAACAAAAUAUCGAGAAAGUAUUUUAAAGUGGGGUGGAACUAGAGAUCCAUGGGAAUGUUUGGCUGAUGCCUUGGGACAAGAAGAAUUGAAAAAAGGGGAUGCUAAGGCAAUGGAAAUUAUUGGUCAAAGCGCUCAUUUGUAA